UACGUGCGCGUGUCUUCGUAUACUUGUGCGUGGUUGUGAAACCGCUCUGGGCUCACAGGAGUAGGAGUAGUGCAAGGAGUAGGAAUGUAGCCGGCGGGGCGCUCACGUGGGUACGUGGGCGCAGAGAGGGCCGGCUGUGCAUCCGGCGUGGGCGGCAAAGAGCGACCUGCCCCGCCCAUUGGGUCCCCAAGCUCCCCCUUCCACAGCUUGGCCUCGGUCACCUCGGUCCCCAACUCGGCGCCCGACUCUUGAGUCCCCGCCUCCGCCUCCUGCUCCACACCUUCCCCCCACAUUCCCCCAAGUCUCCUCCUCUCAGUCUCCGCAGCAGCCUCUAGGAGGCUCAGGCCUGGGCUCCCACCCACCGCCUCCGGUCCCAGCCCCCGGUUCUGCCCACGCCCUCCUCCCGCCUGCCCGGCAGCCAGCACAGCGGCGGGCCUCGCUCCCUGUGCGUCCUGCGGGGGAGGAGGCGCGGAGAGGCGGCAAGCGCAGCCGGGGAGGUGGGGGCAGAGGCACACAGAGGCACGAAGGCUCCGAGAGAGAAGACGUGGAGGGAGGGACGGAGCCUGGACAGCGGUGGACCCGGGCCGCGCGCGCCAGGCAAAGAGCAGCGCGCAGCAGGCGCCGGGCACCGAGAGGGGAGGCACAGGCGAUCUCUGGCUGUCCAUGCACAGAGCGCCCUCUCCUACAGCGGAGCAGCCACCUGGCAGAGGGGAUAACACCCGCCGGACCCUGCAACCCAGAUUCAAGGCAAGUGGCCCAAGCAUGGCGCUGCCUCGGACACUGGGUGAGCUGCAGCUGUAUCGGGUCCUGCAGCGAGCCAACCUCCUCUCUUACUACGAGACCUUCAUCCAGCAGGGAGGGGAUGAUGUACAGCAGCUGUGUGAGGCGGGUGAGGAGGAGUUUCUGGAAAUCAUGGCACUCGUGGGCAUGGCCACCAAACCACUCCAUGUCCGACGUCUACAGAAGGCUCUGAGAGAAUGGGCCACCAACCCAGGGCUCUUCAGCCAACCAGUGCCUGCUGUGCCCGUCUCCAGCAUCCCACUUUUCAAGAUCUCUGAGACAGCUGGUACCCGGAAAGGGAGCAUGAGCAAUGGGCACGGCAGCCCAGGAGAAAAGGCGGGCAGUGCUCGAAGCUUUAGCCCCAAGAGCCCCCUUGAACUUGGAGAGAAACUAUCGCCACUUCCUGGAGGACCUGGGGCAGGGGAUCCCCGGAUCUGGCCUGGCCAGAGCACUCCAGAGUCUGAUGUUGGAGCAGGAGGAGAAGAGGAAGCCGGGUCUCCCCCUUUCUCCCCGCCCGCAGGGGGAGGAGUCCCUGAGGGCCCUGGGGCUGGGGGGCUGGCUGCAGGUGGUACAGGGGGUGGUCCAGACCGCCUGGAGCCAGAGAUGGUGCGAAUGGUGGUGGAGAGUGUGGAGAGGAUCUUCCGGAGUUUCCCCAGGGGUGAUACUGGAGAGAUCACAUCCCUGUUGAAGCUGAAUAAGAAGCUGGCGAGGAGUGUGGGGCACAUCUUUGAGAUGGAUGAUAACGACAGCCAGAAAGAAGAGGAGAUCCGAAAGUACAGUAUCAUCUACGGCCGCUUGGAUUCCAAGCGGCGGGAGGGCAAACAACUUAGCUUACACGAGCUGACCAUCAAUGAGGCUGCUGCCCAGUUCUGCAUGAGGGACAACACGCUUUUACUGCGAAGGGUAGAACUCUUCUCACUGUCCCGCCAAGUAGCCCGAGAGAGCACCUAUCUUUCUUCCUUGAAGGGAUCCAGGCUUCACUCUGAAGAGUUGGGAGGCCCACCACUGAAGAAACUGAAACAAGAGGUUGGAGAACAGAGUCAUACUGAAAUCCAGCAGCCUCCUCCAGGCCCCGAGUCCUAUGCACCCCCAUACCGCCCCAGCCUCGAGGAGGACAGCGCCAGUCUGUCUGGGGAGAGCCUAGAUGGCCACUUGCAGGCUGUGGGGUCGUGCCCAAGGCUGACGCCGCCCCCUGCUGACCUGCCCCUGGCAUUGCCAGCGCAUGGGCUAUGGAGCCGCCACAUCUUGCAGCAGACACUGAUGGAUGAGGGGCUGCGGCUCGCCCGCCUCGUCUCCCAUGAUCGUGUGGGCCGCCUCAGCCCCUGUGUGCCUGCGAAGCCGCCUCUCGCAGAGUUCGAGGAAGGGUUGCUGGACCGCUGCCCUGCCCCAGGACCUCAUCCUGCUCUAGUGGAGGGUCGCAGGAGCAGCGUCAAAGUGGAGGCAGAAGCCAGCCGGCAGUGAAAGUGGGGGAGUCUCAGACCCAGGACCCAGACUUCUGGCUCACUUAGACCCCCACAUUCUCCAUCCUUGCACUCGCCACUACCCUAGAAGGAUCCUUCUGCUGCCCUCUGCCUCCCAUCCGCUCCAUGGGCACAGGACUAUGGGGCUUCAAGCAAUAACAAGCAGGGGCCUGGCCAGAGGACACAAGGAGGGUGCAAGGUGCGCCCUCACCCGGCUCAGGGGCACGGACUUUGCCUCCAGCCUGCGGGGGCUCUCCUUUCUCUCAUAUCACACACACACCCAUACACCCUUUCUCCAGGUGGCCAGCAGUGGUGUGAGCAGCUGAACUACUCCGCUUGGACACGGAGAAAGAACUUCCCCGGGGAAGGUCUAGCAGCUUACAGUGGAACCAUUUACUCUGAGACUGGGGGCUUGGGAAAACUGGGUCUCCCCUCCCGAUCCCCAUUUUUCGUGCUUCUAGUUUGUUUCUUUAAUUUAACAAGUGCUGCAGUUUGUCUGCCCAUUCUCAUCGCCCCCUUCCAGCAGUCCCCCCCACACACACACUGUGUGGGAGGGUGCCCCGCAGUUCCCUCCACCAGCCCCUUAGAGGCCUGUGUUGGACCCCGGGCCGCCUCAGCUGGCAGGACUGCAGCACCUGUCGAACACUUAUCGUGUCUUUCUUUUCAGAUUGUGUACAGUAGAUUAUUUAUUUUGUUAUUUUGGAAUAAAAUUUAUUUUAUGGCUUAGGA
This is a messenger RNA of Mastomys coucha (southern multimammate mouse), 2969 nucleotides long. It is a transcript of the gene Nab2, whose product is annotated as NGFI-A binding protein 2. The record is from RefSeq and is a predicted model, not a curated record. NCBI's taxonomy places the organism in Eukaryota, Metazoa, Chordata, Mammalia, Rodentia, Muridae. Gene Ontology annotation, molecular function: transcription factor binding; transcription coregulator activity. Gene Ontology annotation, biological process: negative regulation of DNA-templated transcription. The coding region runs from base 664 to 2241 and encodes 525 amino acids. Gene Ontology annotation, cellular component: nucleus. The transcript is spliced from 7 exons.